This is a messenger RNA of Cajanus cajan (pigeon pea), 1042 nucleotides long. NCBI's taxonomy places the organism in Eukaryota, Viridiplantae, Streptophyta, Magnoliopsida, Fabales, Fabaceae. The record is from RefSeq and is a predicted model, not a curated record.
UGGAAAAUCGCAGUCUUAUACACAUCAAAGGGACAAAAAUCUUGCCAAGGCUACUGGAUAUGUUUCCAACGACAGAAGGUUUGGUGAUAGAAAUUCGGACCCCUCUGCAAUGACAAUAAAUCAGGGAGCCAUCAAUCAGCUAUCGGACCAAAUUUCUGCCCUGAAUGAUAGAAUGGAUGAGUUUACCAAUCGCAUUGAAGAACUGAACUCCAAGUUAACCAUCAAGAGAAGUUCUCCAAGCCAACAAAAUAUGUCACUUCAAGCCGAGACAUGCAAUGGAUCUGCUCCUACCUCUUACUUCAUCAAUAGUUUAGGCAAUGGUUCCCUAACUGGAUCUAAAAUGAUAAAUUCCUUGUCGUCGUCCCAGUUAGCUAAAGAUUCUCCACUUGUGGAUGAGAUAUCAGGCAUUUCUCGCAGUCAGCGUCAGAUCAUGCAUCAAUUGGACAAUCUCAAUAAUCUUAUCAGGGGGAGCUUGGGGGAGAAGUCUCACCAAACAAGAACCAGCAGGAAAAGUCCUGAUCCAGAAUCAGAUUCCACGGGAGCACGCAUUAUGGCGGCGGUGGCAGUUGGUUGUUUGGGGAUCUUCUUGAUGAAGGGUUUGUUGAACAGAAAGUAAUUCCCCAAGGUAAAGUCAAUGGUUUAGGUUCAAGAUAUUUUUCUUCACUGUGGCAACCCUUUUGGUAAGAAAGGUGUUGAGGCAUUGAUAGUUGAGGCAGUCUUUUAGGAUCAUUUGAGGGUCGGUGAGAGGAUGAUGCCCACUUGAAAUUUUUAACUUGGUGGGCUUUCUUUGUUAUCACAAUUUUAUGCCAUUUUCAACCUUAAAUCCACUAGGAAGAAUCUUUGUUUUAGAAUCUUUAUCAGGUGGUAUACCACAUACCUUUCUGUCCUCAUUAUUAAUCUUUAAAUAAGUUGGUAAUAGUGAGGUCAAUUUAACAUCAUCUAUAACAUAAUUGAGAGGAAGAUAAUGCGGGAAAUACAAGGUAAUGUACCUCGGUUGUUACAUGCAAAUUGUUAUAAAUGAAACAAAUCAUGCUGUUACCAA